This is a messenger RNA of Microthlaspi erraticum, 273 nucleotides long. NCBI's taxonomy places the organism in Eukaryota, Viridiplantae, Streptophyta, Magnoliopsida, Brassicales, Brassicaceae. The record is from the annotation of a GenBank genome assembly.
AUGUGCUUAGAGGCACCUGCUGGAACUGCAGAUUUGGCUUCAACUUCUCCAUCUCAGUCUGAGCCGGAAGUUGAUUUAUCUGACAUUGAUUUUUCUAUCUUGGGUGAAGACUUCUCAUUCUCGGAGCUACUAGUUGAUUUUGAUCUUGGUUUUAAGGGAAGUACCCCAAAUGCACCUACUGAAACUGUUUCAGGGUCGUCUCCUGAAUCAGGGAAUGGGGAUAUAGAGCAUGACCAAGCCAUGUCGGAAUAUACAGCAGACGGAUUGAAAUGA